AUGGAUCUGUCUUCUUAUUUCUUCUCAGAUUCGAUUUCUCACCAUUCCACUAUCAGUGUCUCCAUUAUUCCACAACUGAUAUGUUAUGAACUAACUACUUUGUAUUUGAUUGAGGUUCGAUAUCUCCACAAUCAUGUUGGUUUUACUACGGCUGUUGAUUUAAAUCGUAACCCCACUAUUGAUAUUUCUACGUCAAUUGGUACUUCUGGCAUUGAUUUUGUUCUAACAAGUAUUGUAGAUCAUAUGAGCAAAGAUGUCACUGCCCUGGCUCCUAGAAGCAUGAAGAUUAAGAUUGUUGUUCCACCAGAGAGAAAGUACAUUAUUUGGAUCAGAGGAUCGAUCCUUGAAUCCUACAACACCUUCCAGCAGGGAUAG
This is a messenger RNA of Vicia faba (fava bean), 375 nucleotides long. Lineage: Eukaryota; Viridiplantae; Streptophyta; Magnoliopsida; Fabales; Fabaceae. The record is from the annotation of a GenBank genome assembly.